Messenger RNA from Oryzias latipes (Japanese medaka), 2918 nucleotides. RefSeq names its product peptidylprolyl isomerase G (cyclophilin G) (gene ppig). The record is from RefSeq and is a predicted model, not a curated record. Gene Ontology annotation, molecular function: peptidyl-prolyl cis-trans isomerase activity; cyclosporin A binding. Lineage: Eukaryota; Metazoa; Chordata; Actinopteri; Beloniformes; Adrianichthyidae. Gene Ontology annotation, biological process: protein peptidyl-prolyl isomerization; protein folding. Gene Ontology annotation, cellular component: mitochondrion; cytoplasm.
AAACGCUGAACACAUUGACGUCCCUGCCGCGCCAUCUUUAGAAAACACGGAGCGCUGCACUGAAUGAAACUUCAUUUUUCGUCGUUUUUACGAGCUGGUCGCUGCAUGGAUUGAGCGGAUUGUUUUUCCAGGCAGUUGUUUCCAGUAAUUAUGGGGAUCAAGGUUCGCCCCCGUUGCUUCCUCGACAUUGGAAUCAGUAAUGUUCUUGUUGGCAGAGUUGUGGUGGAGCUCUUUUCAGACGUCUGUCCCAAAACCUGUGAAAACUUCCGAUGCCUUUGCACAGGUGAAAAAGGCAUCGGUAAAGGGACUCAGAAACCCCUACACUACAAAGGAUCCGUCUUCCAUCGAAUCGUAAAAGAUUUCAUGAUCCAAGGAGGCGACUUUAGUGAAGGAAACGGAAGAGGAGGCGAGUCAAUCUAUGGAGGGUUUUUUGAAGAUGAAAGCUUUGCUAUGAAACACAAUAAGGACUUGCUGCUGUCUAUGGCCAAUAGAGGCAAAGACACAAAUGGUUCUCAGUUUUUCAUAACAACUAAGCCUGCACCACAUCUGGAUGGCGUCCAUGUUGUUUUUGGUCAAGUGGUUUCUGGCCAAGAGGUUGUUCAAACCAUGGAGAACCAGAAAACUGAUCCCAGCAGCAGGCCGUACGCUGAAGUGAAAAUCCUCAACUGUGGAGAGCUUGUUCCCAAAUCUAAAUCAAAGAAAGAUGAGAAGAAGAAAGAAAAGAGGUCAUCAAGCUCCAGCAGCAGCUCCAGUGACUCUGAGAGCUCCUCCAAGUCCUCCUCUGACUCCGAAAUGUCAGAAAAAGAAUCAAAGAAGCAAAAAAAGAAAGCAAAAAAGCUAAAAAAGAAGCAAAAGAAGGAGAAGAAAAAAUCAGAACCAGAGACGGUUGAAGAAAAAGAGCAAGAGGAGUUGGUUACGUCAACUGUACGGCCUGAAGAAAUACCACCCAUCCCUGAGAAUCGAUUCCUCAUGAGGAAAAGUCCUCCAGCAGUCCAGAAGUCAAAUGAGGACGGAGAGAAGGACCAGAGAAAGAGAGAAGACAGACCGAGGGAGAAUACAUAUAAUUCUCAUUCAGCGUACGACAGGCGAUUAGUGGUGACUACUCGAUCCGGGAGGAAGAUCAAAGGCAGAGGGCCGAGGAGAUACCGAACUCCAUCACGCUCUCGCUCAAGAGAUCGUUUUCGGCGGAGCGAAACGCCUCCGCAUUGGCGUCACGAAAUGCAGCGUCAAAGGAUGAGGGCGGUCACAGGGGAGCGCUGGAUCAAGGGUGACAGAAGUGACAUGAAUGAAGCAAAAGACGAGGAAGCUAAAGCUCCCAGAAGAGAGAGACGCGCUUCUGAUUCAAAGCACGAGCAAACAGCUGAGGGGAAAAAAGAGAAGAAAGCUCAUAAAUCAAGAAGCAAAGAAAAGGAGGCAUCUGAAAAGGAUGGGAAGCACAGCACACACAAGGCAAAGAAAAAGGAGAAAUCCCACAGUCGCAGUAAAAGCAGAGAGAAGAGCAGACGGUCGAAAAGCAGAGAGAGGAGCAAAAGACACAGAAGUGAUGACAGGAAAGCUAGAUCAAGGAGCAAUGACAAAAAAAACGAAAAGGAGUCUGAUCAAAGUAAAGAUAAAAACAAGAGUCAGGAGUCCAGCAAAAAGCACAAAGACGACGGCAAAGGCAAGAAUGAUGAGAGAACUAGAACAAAGUCUCGUAGCAAAGACAGAACGUCAGCCAAAGCCGAGCGUAGAUCCAGCAGCAGAAGCAGGGACAGAGGCGGGCGCUCAAGGUCCAGAGAUAAGGAGGAGAAAAGGGACAAGGACAAAGAGAGGGGCAGAGACCGCAGCAGGAGCAAGGACAGACGACACGGUGAAAAGGAGAGCAGGAGGCGUUCAUCUAGAGAUAAAGAUCAGCAAUCAAGAAGUCCAGACAGAAGCAGAACGCGAGACCCCAAAAGAAGCAGGCGCUCCAGAAGCAGGAGCCGUGGGAGAGACCACAGCAAAGAGCGCUCCUCCCACCGAAGAGAGCGCCGAAAGAGACGAAGCAGCAGCAGCAGCAGCUCUGAUAGUGACAGAGCAGAGAAAAAGAAGAGUCAAAGCAGCCCCAGAGCCAAGAGAAGUUCAAAGAGUACUUCCAGAGAAAGGAGCCCAGCAAGACCAGACAGUACUAAAGGCAAAAAGAAAAGCGAUAAGAAGAGCCGGUCCAGUUCUGGCUCCAGCUCAGACUCAGACUGAUGCCCUUUGCUAAACCCACUAAAACAUGUAGUAUGAAACCCCUGCUUUGUGUCUGCAUGGGUCAUCGUGGGCCUCAGUACUUCCACAGCCAAUAAGAGGCCGCCAUUAAAAAAAAAAAGAAAGAAAUUUGGUACCAAUUUGCAGCAGGUGGAGCUGCGAUUAUACGCCUGAAAGCUGGGAGGACAGAGUGCAUCAGUGAGUUUAGUAUUUAGGAGCUAAACUUACAGCCUGUAAGAAGGCUAUGCAAGGAUCAGCUCUGGUGUUUUUCAUUUGUGAUUGUUUGAAAACAUAUUCUUGGAUGUUAAAAAAAUAAUGAACUGUUUUUAAAAUACAAGGACAUAAAGCAGGUUUGAUUUUUAAACUUCUAGCAUUCUGAUCUCCCUGAUUCUGGAAGCCGACAUUCAUACUGUGAUGCAUGUUUUAUUUUGGACCUUUCUGGUUGAAAUUGUGUACACUGUUACUCACCCAACCUGACCCCAAACCCAUUUUUACUGUCAUUUUUUUGUGGAAGAAAAAAUGUGGACAUGCUGUAAAAGGUUUGAACGAGUUUUUUUUUUGUACAUCUCUGACUGUGACUGAUCAUUUAAAAACAAAAGAAAUCCAAAACUGUUUUAUUUGUAUCGGCUUUUAAUAACCUAGAGGCUCAGUCCAAAGCAUUGUUUGUAAUCAAAAUUGCAACAAUAAAAAGGCUAUCAUUACAGAAA